Molecule: messenger RNA, 1832 nt
Organism: Solanum dulcamara
Lineage: Eukaryota; Viridiplantae; Streptophyta; Magnoliopsida; Solanales; Solanaceae
Product: pectin acetylesterase 5-like
Exons: 12
Coding region: 120-1388 (422 amino acids)
Molecular function (GO): hydrolase activity
Source: RefSeq, a predicted model, not a curated record
GUUACCCAUUGACCUUCACCUACCCAAGCCCAACCAACAAAAGAAAAAAACAAAUAAGCAGCUCAAAUGCUCAGUGCCAAAAUCUAUUGAUCCCAAAUCAGAAAAAGUUGAGCAAAAAAAUGGCGAAUCAUAGAUUUCAAGGACUAAAAUGGUGGCGAAAAUUGACAAGAAGAGAGUGGACUAUUGCAGCAGCUUCAUUAGCUAUUCUAACUUUUACACUUUCCUUCAUCUCCCACUCUCACAGAUACUCUAAUAAUUCAACGACGACUCCUAACGAUUUGAUAACCUUUACCCCUUUAAGCAAUGCCCAAAAGAAAUCUGCCUUUUGUUUAGAUGGAAGCUUACCUGGGUAUCAUUUGCAGAAGGGUUUUGGAUCUGGGUUUGAUAAAUGGGUUCUUCACAUUGAGGGUGGAGGCUGGUGUAACUCAAUAGAAACAUGUUCUUUUCGCCAGACAAUGAAAUUGGGCUCCUCAAGGUUCAUGGAGCAUGAAGUUCAGUUUUUUGGGAUUUUGAGCUCUGACCCAUCACGAAAUCCGGAUUUCUUCGACUGGAACAAGGUCAAGAUACGCUAUUGCGACGGCGGAUCCUUUUCUGGACACCCAGACAGUGAAUUUAAAAAUGGAACAAAAUUCUUCUUCAGAGGCCAGGUUAUUUGGGAAGCAGUAAUGGAUGAACUCUUGUCAAUAGGACUUUCUAAUGCUAAAAAGGCACUUCUUUCGGGAUGUUCCGCUGGAGGUUUGGCAACUCUCAUACAUUGUGAUGACUUCCGAGAGAUUUUACCCAAGGAUGCCAAUGUCAAAUGCCUUGUUGAUGCAGGUUUUUUCCUUAAUGAAAAGGAUGUUGCUGGAAGUCCCACCAUUGAGCGAUUUUAUCAAGAUGUCGUUAACCUCCAGGGUGUGGCAAAAAGUUUAAAGAAGGAUUGCACGUCAAGAUUGGAACCCUACAAGUGUUUUUUCCCUCAAGAAUUUAUAAGCAACAUAAAGACCCCUGUUUUCGUUGUUCAACCAGGAUAUGAUUUUUGGCAGAUACAGAACAUCUUGGUACCUGGUUCAUCAGAUCCACAUCGAAGUUGGUUCAAAUGCAAGCUAAAUAUCAACAACUGUAAUUCCAAACAGCUUGAAGUCCUGCAAGAUUUCCGAAAUUCUUUGCUCAAAACGCUCGAUGGAUUUCACAAAAGUCCAGAAGGGGGCAUGUUCAUAAAUUCUUGCUUUAUACAUUGCCAAACAUGGGUUACUGAGACAUGGCAUUCUCCUCGUUCUCCAAAAAUCAAUAACAAAACAAUUGCAGAGGCUGUAGGAGACUGGUACUUCAACCGUAAAGAGGCAAAACAUAUUGAUUGUCCAUUUCCAUGCAAUCCUACUUGCUAUAAUAUGGAUUUUACUCGAUGAUGACAGGCCAGUUGCUGCAGGUUUACUGAUAUCUUAUGUUAUGCUCUAUUUGACUGUACUUUGUGGGAGAUUUUUAUGCAAAUAUGAGAAACCAUGAUUCAGGCAGACAGGUUGAAGGUAUGCAGCCAGAGUAUUCUUGUUUUUCCCUCUAUUGUGAGCAUUCUGGAAUCGCGACGUUAAUAGUGAAAGCUCACCUGCCAUAAUUUUAGUCUGGAGUUUAUCUAUAACCUUGAGAUCAACAACUUCAUUUGAAAGUGUUGUUCCUAUAGUUUGUUCCUUACCACAAGUAAACCGUUGGAAAGAUUUAAUUUUUGAUAUUUGAUCUUUUUACUAUUUUAAAAGGCAAAAAUUUGAAUAUAUUACAAGUGACUAUUACUUAUUUUUUGAUUCACCUCUUGUAAAUGGAGCAAUACUCUAUAAUGUUAAAUGUAGUUCUAAUUUUCA